Molecule: messenger RNA, 3873 nt
Organism: Histoplasma mississippiense
Lineage: Eukaryota; Fungi; Ascomycota; Eurotiomycetes; Onygenales; Ajellomycetaceae
Exons: 10
Coding region: 1-3873 (1290 amino acids)
Biological process (GO): transmembrane transport
Cellular component (GO): membrane
Molecular function (GO): ABC-type transporter activity; ATP hydrolysis activity; ATP binding
Source: RefSeq, a predicted model, not a curated record
AUGACGGAAUUGCAAGUAAAAAGCCUGGUGGGCCUUGCUCGCAGCAUGUCCCACGCCUCAGCCCAAAGCAGUCUAUGCGCCCAGCACUCUGGCGGUGACAUCAACCCCUUCAUCGACUCUGAAUCCGACCCCGAAUUGAACCCCCACAAUGAAAAUUUUAAUUUGCGUAAAUGGAUGAAAUCCAUCCUCCGCAUUACUUCAAGGGACCCCGAGCGUUAUCCCCGUCGCACUGCCGGCGUUUCAUUCCGCAACCUGAACGUGCAUGGCUAUGGCACUGCUGCCGACUACCAAGCCGAUGUUGCAAAUGUUUGGCUGAAGGCGUAUGGAAUUGUAAAGCGCUUGGUAGGUUUUGAUGAAAAGGUCCGCAUCGACAUUUUGCGCAAUUUCGAAGGUUUAGUGAAGAGUGGAGAGAUGCUGGUCGUGUUGGGCCGUCCAGGGAGUGGGUGUUCAACCUUUCUUAAGACUCUAGCGGGUGAGACACAUGGGUUAUACCUGGGAGAGGGCACUUCAAUUGAGUAUCAAGGUAUCUCUUGGGACCAGAUGCAUAAUAACUUCCGUGGUGAAGCUAUCUACCAGGCAGAAACAGAAUCACAUUUUGCACACUUAACGGCUGGUGAUACCCUCUAUUUUGCUGCAAAAGCUCCUGCUCCAGCUAAUCGGUUCCCUGGUGUCAGUCGCAACCAAUAUGCGCUGCAUAUGCGAGAUGUUGUCAUGGCCAUGCUUAACCUCUCUCACACGGUAAACACCAAGGUCGGAAACGAAUACAUCCCUGGUGUGUCUGGUGGCGAAAGGAAGCGCAUUAGUAUCGCGGAAACCACUCUUAGUGGGAGUCCACUUCAAUGCUGGGACAACAGCACUCGGGGCCUUGAUAGUGCUACCGCUCGCACAGUUAUAGAGUCGCUACACCUAUCUACCAGAUAUUCCGGCACAACUGCAAUUGUAGCUAUAUAUCAAGCGAGCCAAGCUAUCUAUGAUAUAUUUGAUAAGGCAAUGGUGUUGUAUGAGGGGAGGCAGAUCUAUUUUGGGAAGACAACUCACGCUAGGAAAUAUUUUAUUGACAUGGGGUUUUAUUGCCCGGAGCGGCAGACAACGGGGGAUUUCCUCACAUCCAUGACCAACCCAGAGGAGCGAUUGGUACGUGAGGGAUUUGAGGCGGUUGUUCCGCGUACACCCGACGAGUUCGCAGCAAGAUGGCAGCAGAGCCCCGACCGCAAAGCGCUCCUCACGGAGAUAGAAGCGUACCAGAAGGAAUAUCCCUUGAAUGCACAGCCUCUUGAUCAGUUCAAUUCAUCUCUCAGUGCUCAGAAAUCAAAAUUUAACCGAGGCAAAUCCCCUUAUACUAUAUCCUACUGGAUUCAAAUAAGGCUUUGCAUAUGGAGAGGAGUUCAGCGGCUGAAGGGAGAUUUAUCCAUCACCUUGACAUCUAUCAUCGGCAAUAUUAUCAUGGCUUUAGUUGUGGCCUCUAUGUUCUAUAAUUUACCUAAUGACACCAGCAGUUUUUUCAGUCGUGGGGCGCUAAUCUUCUUCGCUAUCAUCCUGAAUGCGUUGGCAACCACUCUUGAGGUUAUGACUCUGUGGCAGCAACGACCAGUUGUGGAAAAGCAUCAUAAGUACGCGCUAUAUCGCCCAUCUGCUGAAGCGAUAAGCUCCAUCAUCAUUGACCUCCCAACAAAACUAUGCGUCGCCAUCGCAUUCAACACGGUUUUGUACUUCAUCGCUAACCUACGCCGCACCCCUGGUCACUAUUUUGUGUUCCUUUUGUUUUCAUUCUCUAUUACUUUGACCAUGUCGAACAUCUUCCGUUUCAUUGCUUCGAUCUCGAGGACAUUUGCCCAGGCCUCUCCUCCAACGAUAGUAAUUGUUCUUGGAAUGGUUAUCUAUACAGGAUUCACUGUUCCUUUGCGAGACAUGGUUGUCUGGUUCCGCUGGAUAAACUAUAUUAACCCGAUUGGCUAUGCUUUCGAGUCGCUGAUGAUUAAUGAAUUCCACGACCGUUCAUUUCCAUGCACAACCUUUAUUCCCGCGGGACCUGGCUAUGGGGAUUUCGACAAUCAAUUCAAAAUUUGUGAGGGUUCGGGUGCUGUCGCAGGGGAUACCUUCAUCGACGGUGACAAGUUGCUGAAUACCUCAUAUGGUCGCAUCAGAAUUGGACUGGUUCAAAAGAUCGGGAGCAAGAGCAUGGAUGAUCCUGAGACAGGCAAGCAGGCCCACGAGAAACAAAGGAUUGAGCAAAAUCGAAGCGAAGAGGUUGCUUCAAUUGCCAAGCAAAUGUCUAUCUUCCAUUGGGAGAAUCUAAUCGUGUCACAAUGGGUGUUGUCACAGCGGAAAACUGGAUAUGUGCAACAGGAUGAUUACCUACACACAGAAACCAGCACUGUCCGCGAAUCUUUGGUCUUCAGCGCUCUCCUUCGCCAACCAUCUACCACUCCACGUGCCGAGAAAAUUGCCUACGUCGAAGAAGUCAUCAAGCUUUUAGGCAUGCAAGAAUACGCCGAUGCGGUUGUUGGAGUCCUUGGAGUGGGCUUGAACAUAGAGCAACGAAAACGCUUCAGCAUCGGGGUCGAAAUCGCGGCCAAACCCGACCUGUUACUCUUUUUUGACGAGCCUACGUCUGGCCUUGAUAGUCCGACAGCCUGGUCCAUCUGCAACUUGAUGCGAAAGCUUGCUGACCAUGGACAAGCCAUCCUGUGCACGAUUCACCAACCGUCAGCUUUUUUAAUGCAGACAUUUGACCAAUUGCUCUUUUUGGCCGCCGGAGGGAAAACUGUUUAUUUUGGAGACCUCGGGGAGAAUAUGAGCACAUUGGUUGAAUAUUUCGAGAAAAAGGGAGCCUCCAAAUGUCCCCCUGAAGCAAACCCGGCCGAAUGGAUGCUGGAGGUCAUUGGUGCUGCUCCUGGCUCCCAUACCGAUAAAGACUGGGCAGAAAUCUGGAAAUCUAGCCCGGAGCGGGUUGAAGUGCGCCGUUCGUUAGCUGCUAUGAAGCAGGAAUUGUCCCAGAAAAAAAGAGAGUCUCAAGAAGAGAUAUACUCAGAAUUUGCAAUGCCGCUGUGGUAUCAAUAUCUGAUUUGCCAACAACGGAUGCUUCAACACUACUGGCGCAAUCCAGUGUACAUUUACUCCAAAGCGUUUGUUGCUAUUCUUGCGCCCCUAUUUAUUGGCUUUACCUUCUACAAUGCCGAGAAAAGUCUCCGGGGAUUACAGAAUCAACUGUUCGGGAUUUUUAUGCUUCUGCUUAUGUUCCCUACGUUGACGCAACAAAGUAUGCCGUUUUACAUUGCAAUGAGAUCGUUAUACGAGGUGCGCGAGCGCCCAUCAAAAACAUACUCGUGGAAGGCUUUCAUACUUUCAGCUGUCGUGGUAGAGCUUCCUUGGAACACCCUCAUGGCUGUCCCUGCUUUUUUCGCCUGGUACUAUCCGAUUGGGUUUCAGCGGAAUGCCGGGGAUGAUGUGGCAGGACGUAGCGGUACCAUGUUCCUCCUCAUAUGGAUCUUCCUCGUUUAUGGCUCUACAUUUGGUUCUAUGGUAGUUUCAGGAAUGGACCUAGCCGAAACAGCUGGCAAUAUUAGCCAAUUGUUAUUCUCGAUGGCUCUCAUCUUCUGCGGUGUCCUUGCUACCCCGGAUGCCAUGCCAGGUUUCUGGAUCUUCAUGUACCGCCUCUCCCCAUUCAACUACUUUGUUUCCUCUGUCCUUUCCACGGGGAUCGCUGUCAUGACAACUGACGAUUACCUCAAGCAGGUCAACAUAUAUUUUGCAGACCGCUGGUUCAACAUUGGCAUUUUGUUCGCAUUCAUUGCUGUGAAUAUUGUGGGUGCAGUGUUUUUCUAUUGGCUUGUUAGGGUACCAAAGAUGGGAUGGAAGGCCAAAAAGUCAUAA